ACAUUUCGGCCCGGGCGGGAGGCAGCAGCGACUUCCCGGCGGGUGCGAGAUGCGCUCAGAGAAGGAGGGAGUGGGAGGCUCCGGGGUGGCCGUUGCUGCGCGGGGCCCAAGCGGGAGAGAAAAGCUGUCGGCUGUGGAAGUCCAGUUCCGCCGGGAGUCGCCGCGGCGAGAACCAGAGGGGCCAGCAGCCUCGUCCUUCGACUGUGGGGGCGGUGCCGGCAAACCUCGCGAGGAGAAGAAGACGGUUCUGAGCAAGGUGGUGAUCCGGCGGCUACCUCCCAGCCUCACCAAGGAGCAGCUGGAGGAGCAGCUGCACCCGCUGCCCGCGCACGACUACUUCGAGUUCUUCGCCGCCGACCUCAGUCUUUACCCUCAUCUUUACUCAAGAGCAUACAUUAAUUUUAGAAAUCCUGAUGACAUCCUUCUCUUUAGAGAUCGUUUUGAUGGCUAUAUCUUCAUUGACAGUAAAGGCCUAGAAUAUCCUGCAGUGGUAGAGUUUGCCCCAUUCCAGAAGAUAGCCAAAAAGAAACUAAAGAAAAAAGAUGCCAAAACUGGAAGCAUUGAAGAUGAUCCAGAAUAUAAGAAGUUUUUGGAAACUUACUGUGUGGAGGAAGAGAAACCUAAUGCCAAUCCCGAAACUCUUCUGGGAGACAUAGAGGCAAAGACAAGAGAACUUAUUGGUGGUUGUGACAGUGUCCAGGAUGCAGCAGCUGUCUCUAGAAGAACCACACCUCUUUUGGAAUAUAUUAGAAAUAGAAAAUUAGAGAAGCAGAGAAUUCGAGAGGAGAAGCGAGAAGAGCGAAGGAGGAGGGAGCUGGAGAAGAGGCGUUUACGGGAAGAAGAAAAGAGAAAGAAGAGAGAAGAGGAGAGGUGUAAAAGGAAAGAGGCAGACAGACAGAAGAGAGCUGCUGAGAGAGAAGUAAGGAUUAAGCUUCUUAAGAAACCAGAAAAGGGGGAGGAACCAACUGAGAACCCAAAAGAAAGAGGAGAGGAAGUGGAUAUUGGAGAUGGAAAACGGGAGCCCUAUGCUGUCCUGAAGUCCACGCCCUUGGGGGGCUUGCUGGAGGAGCCCAGGGAAAAGUUGCAGAAUGACAGUGAUAAAGAGCAAAGGGAGAUGGAGAGAAGAUUUCGAGAAAAAGAGCCUGAAACACAAAGAUGCCACAUGGAUGACAGCAGAAAGCACAGAGCUCACUGUGAGUUUGACAAGUUUUCAAGGAGAAAUGAAGAAGAGCUGAAAUGGGGGAAAAGAGUCCCCUCAGACAGAGGGAAGAAGGGGAGCCAGGACAGUGGCAUCCCUGUGGAGGCAGCAGAGUGGCCUGGGAGAGAGCACAGGAGUGAAGGCAGCCCAGCACCCAAAGCGGAGCGCCCAGGAAACAAGGAUCGGCCGGCCUUGCAGCUGUACCAGCCAGGAGCUCGCAUCCGAGCACAAGAAAGUGCCGGGGGGAUCUCUAUGGAGGGCCGUGAUGGAAGCAGGGGUGAGGCUGAAGAUUCAGGACGGUCCAGUUCCCAGCAGAGUGAAGAGGCAGGGGAAAUCCACAUAAGUGGACGAAGAGACAAUUAUAAUAGUUCCUGGCCUAAGGACCAAAAUAAGGUGUGGACAGGAAAUAUGGAUUGUUGUUUUUUUUUAAUCAUCUUCUCCACAAGUACACUGAUCUAUUUGGAAGGAAUAAAUUUUGGGAUCCCUUGCCCCUGGCAACAGGAAGUCAGAGCUCAACCCCAUGACCCUGGUUCAGGAAUGAUGCAGAGCUAGGAUUGAUUUCUGUUGCUUAAAACCAAGAACUCCAAGGGAAAAUGGAUAAACGGAGGAAGUUACAGGUGACACUAACACAAGGAAAUCUGGGGAAAGAAGUUACACUGGCGUGAGGAGAAAUACCGUUAAUAUCCAGGAAUAAGAAUCUGGCAGCACAGCCCUGUGGUGGAAAAUGGCUAAUCACCUGUGGUCACCUGGAAUCAACUAUCCAUUGUGGGGCAGGUUUGCGGAAAUCAUAUUGCCACCACCAUGGAACAGUGUAAAAGGCAAAAAGAGUGCAAGAUAGUGGGUAUAGGAUGGCGAUUUCUAACAGCACUGAAUUGGACUGUAAACAGCAAACAAGACAUCUAAAUGCUUAAAACAUAAGACCUGGGAGUUGCUAUGCAAGUGGUAAAAUAAACUGUCAUAUAGUCACAGGGUUGAAAUAGCCACAAAAUGUGAAAGUUGGUUCAAUAAUGUGGAAAGAAUGGCCUCUAUACCAGAAUGGAGGUAUUUAGGAGCUUUUGAAAGACUCGGAGCACACUGGGCUCACCAACACUCACACCCCACCGAUGCUCCCAUGCCCUUCUUUCCUUCCUUCCUUCCUUCCCCAAGGAAGCAGAUUUUCUUAUGCUCCCCCCACCCCACCACUGCUUUCAGACGUGAAUUAGCCAAUAACAAAGUCGAUGUAGGAAAGACAGCUUACACACGAAAAGAACCCAGUCCUUUACUAAUUCGUGUCGGCAAAAAUGAGGGGAACAAAUGGAGGAAUGGAUUCUGAGUGUAGGAGUCUACAGAAUAAAAUAAUACUGAGUUGGGCUGAAUUUAUGGAUACUGUGUUGGUUUAAACAAAGGACAGAUUCCACUUGGUGCAACUGGUUACUAGGAGCCUAAACUCAGUGGCCAAAUGAGGUUGAGAUGCCAAAAAUUCCUAUCGCGAAGUGGGCUCUGGAGUCGGCUGGAAAAUGGCCCCAAGAGGUGGCCACAUCCUAGUCUCUGGAACCUGUGAAGGUUACCCUAUAUGGGGAGGAAAAUGGUUUUUGUAGACAUGAUUAAAUUCAGGAUCUGAGAUGGGGAGACUCUCCUGGGCUGUGUAGGUGAGGGAGGCAGGGAAGGGUUUUACACCUAGGUAGUCAGAAGAGCAGGUGAGGUGCAGAUACUGUGACAAGCCAAGGAAACCUGCAGCCCCCACAAGCUGGAGGAGGCCAGGAACAGAUUGUCCCUUGGAGUCUCCAGCAGGAGCAAGCCCUGCAGACACUGACUGUGGGCUCCGACCUCCAGAACUGUAACAAUAGAUUUCUGUGUUUUUAAGCCACUAAGCUUGUGGUCACUUGUCACAGCAGCCAUAGGAACCUAGUACAGGCACCCUGGCUUAAAUGGGAAAGGAAGAGCCAGUUUAGUGGCAAAGCCGGGAAGCUGACCAGAGCAGGCAGAAGGGCCAGUGAGGCAAUCAGAAUGGCCCUCCCCCAGAUAACUCGGGGGGUGACUGAUCACCAAGUGCCUGGGGCUGAAAAGGAUAAACUGCCCACUAGAUCUUUGCUUGGUUUGCAUAGUUAAACCCUAUGUCAGAUCUAGUGAAUACAGGCCCGACUUGAGCAACCCUCAACCCUCAGAGAGACAUGGCCCUUCAACCAAUUUCUAGACUAGAAGUUUCACAGACCAGAGAUCCUCCGCUAUCCAGAAGGGUAGCUACACUCGAAGAACCUUGUGAGAACUUAACGAGUUUGUUCUGUGACUUUACUAUAGGCAUUUACGGCAGAUUGGCAAAGACCUACCAGCUUGACACUAUUGGCAAGGCUGUGCCUUUGUUGGGGUACAGGACCCGCAGAACCCCAGCUCCCUGAUGCCUUGUGAGCAACUAUGGCAUGAGGGACCAGCAUGGGUGUCACCAGUGGGGGUUGUUUAGGGAUGGCACUGCUGUGGACCUGAGUCAUCCAAGAGGACCUGUGCUUUGGGACCCAUCCAAUCUUUCCUUGGUGCUCCUUUCUGUGUCCAACACACACAUGCUGCCUCCACCACCACCUCUGUGCCCUUGUUUCCUACCGACGUGGCUGUCCCCUUAGCUAUCAAGACACCCCUUCCUUGCAUCCUCACUUGUUGGAGAGUAUAGCAUCUCAAGCCCCAGGCAGACUUUCUGACCCCACAAGGCUCCCAGGCUCCACCUGCACCUGAGGGUGUGAGCCAGCUGCUGCGGACCAGUCUUCCGUGUGCCCUGAGUGCCGGGCCUCCCUGAGAAACUCACUCUUCAUUUUAGAAUCCACUCCCAUCUGCCUUUGAACACCGCAGAAGCUGGCUGCUUUAUUCAUUUCCUAUUCCAGAGCCUAAAGCUGUUUCUGACACAUAGCAGACACGUUUAAAUGAGUGAACAAAUUAAUGCACCCUUCAUGGGUUCCACUCUGGGACAUUCCCCAGAUAGAAUAAGAAGAGUGUCUGACCACGUGGCCCCCAGACAGGAGGCCCCAUGGCUGCACCACAGCUCUGCGGGGGCUGCUGCAAACCCCUGGGCUCCCUCACAUGCACCAGCCGGGCCUCUAGUGCCAAGAGGGAGGAAGGAGCAGCUGCGGUUGCCUGAGACAACUUGACACUGCCGCAUGCACCCCCUUGAGUGUCGUCCCCCCCACUCCCCUGCCCACUGCUGCUUGUUCAGCAGGGAAUCUGUGUGC
Molecule: messenger RNA, 4392 nt
Organism: Callorhinus ursinus (northern fur seal)
Lineage: Eukaryota; Metazoa; Chordata; Mammalia; Carnivora; Otariidae
Source: RefSeq, a predicted model, not a curated record